Molecule: messenger RNA, 840 nt
Organism: Aspergillus thermomutatus
Lineage: Eukaryota; Fungi; Ascomycota; Eurotiomycetes; Eurotiales; Aspergillaceae
Gene: pre8
Product: proteasome core particle subunit alpha 2
Exons: 5
Coding region: 1-840 (279 amino acids)
Biological process (GO): ubiquitin-dependent protein catabolic process
Cellular component (GO): proteasome core complex; proteasome core complex, alpha-subunit complex
Source: RefSeq, a predicted model, not a curated record
AUGGCUGAUCGCUACUCAUUCUCUCUGACCACCUUCUCCCCCAGUGGGAAGCUGGUGCAAAUUGAAUAUGCCUUGAACGCUGUCAACCAAGGCGUAACUGCCCUCGGAAUCAAAGCAACAAAUGGAAUUGUUCUCGCUACCGAAAAGAAAUCGUCCUCCCCCCUCAUUGACCCUCCCUCCCUCUCCAAGAUCUCCCUCAUCACGCCGGAUAUCGGUAUGGUCUACGCUGGAAUGGGUCCGGACUACCGUGUACUAGUCGACAAGGCUCGCAAGGUUUCUCACACUGGCUACAAGCGCAUCUAUAACGAGUACCCUCCGACUCGGAUACUGGUGCAAGACGUUGCACGUGUCGUGCAGGAAGCAACACAGUCUGGUGGUGUCCGACCAUACGGUGUCAGCUUGCUGAUUGCUGGCUGGGAUGAGGGUAUUGAGCCCGAAACAGGGGAAGCUCAACGCGGUGAUGAGGAGGGCGAGCUCAAGAAGGCUACUGGUAAAACUGGUGGUAUCCUGAAGGGCGGUCCGAGCUUGUACCAGGUCGACCCCAGCGGCAGUUACUAUCCCUGGAAGGCCACGGCCAUUGGAAAGCAUGCAACUAGCGCCAAGACGUUCCUCGAGAAGCGCUACACAGAGGGGCUGGAGCUUGAAGAUGCCAUCCACAUCGCCCUUCUGACUCUGAAAGAGACCAUCGAGGGUGAGAUGAACGGAGACACAAUAGAAAUCGGUAUCGUUGGCCCUCCUGCGGAUCAUCUUUUGGGUUAUGAAGGCGUUGAAGGAGCCAAAGGCCCCCGGUUCAGGAAGUUGACCAAAGAGGAGAUUGAGGAUUAUCUCACCAAUCUAUGA